GAAAAGAAAUAAACAAUAGAGAGAGACUUGAAGCAUGGUUGAUAAUUGAAAAUUGGUAUCAUAAAAUGGAAGAAAUGAAGAUGGAUUAAAUCAUUAAAAAAUUAGUAGAAUCAAAUAAAAAUGGGUUAAAAACCAUCUGAUUGAAGAGAUGGAUUUAAGUUUGUAUAAAUAUUUAGUUUUGUUGUUAUAUAAUUUAUAGAAGAGAUUAUUAUGUUUAUUAUUUUUCUUAAUUUUAUAUCUACUAAACCGAAAAUCGGUUGUCUGGAUCACGGAGCAGGAUCUUACAACCUUACCUUGAAGUAUAGUCCAGAAGGAAGGAUCCUUUGUGAGUCUCGCUCACAAAAGUAGUUUGGUAAUACCUCCCCCAAUUCCAAGAUUCUAUCCCAUAUUCCCCCCUUCUCCAAAACCCGUACCCAGAGAUCUGCAACCAUGAGGGGCCUUAUUUCAAGCACCAAACGCCUCAUUUCUUCCGCUACCAUGGCCUCCUUAUCGCCUUCCGUCCACCGGAAAUACAGCCUAAUACCUAUGGUGAUCGAGCACUCUUCGCGUGGCGAGAGAGCUUACGACAUAUUCUCUCGUCUCCUCAAGGAAAGGAUCGUCUGCAUAAAUGGAUCCAUCAACGACGACACUGCCCAUGUCGUCGUUGCCCAGCUCCUCUUCCUCGAAUCCGAAAACCCUUCCAAGCCCAUCCAUAUGUACCUUAACUCUCCCGGCGGCCAAGUCACUGCAGGCCUUGCAAUUUAUGAUACCAUGCAAUACAUAAAGUCUCCAAUCAACACAAUCUGUUUGGGGCAAGCUGCAUCUAUGGCUUCUCUCCUUUUAGCUGCGGGUGCCAAGGGUGAAAGGCGGUCCCUCCCCCAUGCCACCAUCAUGAUUCAUCAGCCUUCUGGUGGAUACAGUGGGCAGGCUAAAGACUUGACCAUUCACACUAAGCAGAUCGUUCGUGUUUGGGAUGCAUUGAACGCUUUGUAUUCCAAGCACACGGGGCAAUCGGUCGAUGUGAUUCAGAAGAACAUGGAUAGGGAUUAUUUCAUGACCCCCGAAGAAGCUAAAGAGUUUGGGUUAAUUGAUGAAGUUAUUGAUCGAAGGCCAAUGGCUCUGGUCACUGAUGCUGUUGCUAAUGAAACCAAAGAUAACCAAGACGACAAAGACACCAAAGACAAAGGUUCCAAUUAGGAUCGGAGCUGGUAAGCUCUUUCAUGUGAUUUCAUUGUCUUAACUGUUCUUUGCCUAGCAGUUUUUCGGCUGUUGAUUGAUGUUAUGCUUCUGGAAUUGGUUUCAGAGAAUUUAGGGAGGUAAUCGGUUACUAUUUCAAUCGGUACUUUUACAAGAUCAGAUGAGAUGCAUAUAUAAAGUUUUGCUUGCGAAGGUUUUUGUUUGAGAAUCAUGUGCACUUAAGUGGAAAUGUAUAUUCAUUAGAUGGAUGGGCUUGAUUUGCUUUUUGCCAUGAAAAGGGGUUAUCUUGGGUGAAAAAAUAAGAAUUCCUUCCACAGGAUUAAAACAUUCGUUGGUCUCGAUUCUGAAAAUAUAUUCAAUCAUAAAUGCUAACAAGAUUCUCGUUGUUGUAUUGUUGUUUUGAUUUUCUUUGUUCCUAUUUAGGCUCUAUACAAAAGAAAUAUGAAGCUUCAUGUUGAUUCUUUUUCCUCAGGUUUCAUAUAGUUUUAUAGCUAAAGCUUAAAUGUCUGUUCUUGUGCUGUCUAUUUCUAUCUGGACCUUUGGCUUGGAAAUUCUUCAGACCCAAGUUGUAAACCAUUAUCUGCUAAUUUUGGGACAUUCAUUGAAUUUCAAAA
Gossypium arboreum is the source of this 1790-nucleotide messenger RNA. Its product is annotated as ATP-dependent Clp protease proteolytic subunit 2, mitochondrial-like. The record is from RefSeq and is a predicted model, not a curated record. Gene Ontology annotation, biological process: protein quality control for misfolded or incompletely synthesized proteins. The coding region runs from base 430 to 1176 and encodes 248 amino acids. The transcript has 2 exons. Gene Ontology annotation, molecular function: ATP-dependent peptidase activity; serine-type endopeptidase activity; ATPase binding. Gene Ontology annotation, cellular component: endopeptidase Clp complex. Lineage: Eukaryota; Viridiplantae; Streptophyta; Magnoliopsida; Malvales; Malvaceae.